AUGGCGAAAAUUCUUUUGUUCAUCUUGAUUAUCAUUCUUGCCAACCUAUUAUCAGGGUUUCCUAUCGGAAAAAAUAAAUCGGAAGAAAAUUCUGAUAGAAAAAAUGUGAAAGAAAAUAGCAGUGUAUUCAUCAAGAAAUUUUUUCCCUACAUAAUAUCGCGUUUCCUUUUAACCACCGGUGAUAUCGCUGAAUAUCCAGAAUUGCCAGCUCCAGACGUAUCUAUCUUACCUGAUAUGGACACAAAAAAUGGCAGCUCUUUAAAAACAAAUGAAUCCGACUGUGUUUCCCUUCUUGAGAAUACAAGGGCAGGAUCGAACCUAAGUUAUGUGGCAGGCAAUUGCACCCCUCCGCAACAUGCUCCGCAGCUUGGAAAGAUGGCUCUCAUCAAAGGCACUGUACUUUCAGUGAUUUCCUUCUUCUCUUUUACCGGCAAUGUGAUCACACUGGCAUCCGUCAUCCGCACAAAACAAACUGGAACUAUUUACCUGUUGCUUGGUAACUUGGCAUUCGCUGAUUUAUUGGUGACUUUUUUCUGCAUCUUUUCUGAAGGAAUGUGGUCGUUCUCCGUUGAAUGGUACGGGGGUAAUGUACUAUGUAAAGUACUUAAGUUCAUGCAAAUGUUCUCACUAUAUUUGUCAACAUUCAUUCUGGUGAUCAUCGGAUUUGACCGACUCUGGGCUGUAAGAUAUCCUAUGCGGAGAGUAAAUGGAAGAAAAAACGUAAGACGUGCGAUCUGUGGAGCCUGGGUAUUGAGUUCGCUAUUUAGCAUGCCGCAGGGGUAUAUCUUCAGUGUUAGAAAAGGACCGUUUAUCGAAGAAUUCUAUCAAUGCGUCACUUAUGGAUUCUACACAUCACUUAGGCAAGAACAAGUCUACACUAUUUUCACUCUCGUAGUGAUGUUUGCCGUACCUUUGAUGAGUUUGAUUGGAACCUACGCCGAAACCUUCUUCACCAUUGCUAAGUCCGUUUGGAAUAGCGCGAAAAAGUUGCCUUUUGGUUUAAGAGAGCACACACAAGAAGAGACAGACCAACCAGAUCCAUCAAAUAAACAAGAAGAGAUAAAACUACCAGACUCUUCGAAGCUGAACGAAGAUAAAGGCACUCAAAUGUGUAUCAAAUUGCCCUCUGUAGCUUCCAUUGCUGACCGUAUCAGAAAAUCAGAUAGAGCUGCUGCAGCUAUAGCUUGUGCUGCUUUACAGGAUUUAGACAAUCAACAUGAGUUAUCGGAACGAAUUACGAAUCCUUCUUUCGAAGAUCCCCGGCAUAGACUCUUUCUUAAGGCAAAGCAAAAAUCUCUUGCAGUCACAUUGGUAAUUGUUCUAACUUUCGUCGUCUGCUGGGUGCCAUAUUAUGCCAUGAUGCUAAUCGUCAUGUUCACGAAUCCUAACGAUCAAAUCAGCGAUUCACUUUUUUCAGUGGUAUUUUUCUUCGGAAGCUUAACUGCUCUAUUUAACCCGAUAAUUUAUGGAUCCUUCUACCUGAGAAACAGAAACACUACAUCAACCCCCCAGAACACCAGUAAUUCCUCCAGGGUAGAGGGAACUAUGUUCCUUUCUAGACGAAAUAAACGCAGAGAUGAAACCACUGGUCUUCAGAUGAUUGGCAGCCUGUCAUUUCCAGGGAGCCAUCAGAAAAAAACUCCCCAGGCAAGCAGCCCGUUAGAGGUUAUCCCAGAAGAGAAGGAGACACAAUUUUAA
Molecule: messenger RNA, 1698 nt
Organism: Argiope bruennichi
Lineage: Eukaryota; Metazoa; Arthropoda; Arachnida; Araneae; Araneidae
Product: gonadotropin-releasing hormone receptor-like
Exons: 5
Coding region: 1-1698 (565 amino acids)
Biological process (GO): G protein-coupled receptor signaling pathway
Cellular component (GO): membrane
Molecular function (GO): peptide binding; G protein-coupled receptor activity
Source: RefSeq, a predicted model, not a curated record